AUGUCAUGGGAGCUUUCGGCCCUGACGCUUCUCUCCCUCAGCGCUGUUGGCUUCUGGGGGCUCGGUAGUCCCCAGCCCUUCCAUCGCAAAGCCUUCUACAUCCUCGUCAGCGCCUCGGCUGUUCUGGUCGACCCUCGCCAGGCGAUUGCGCGCAUGUACACCGGCGCCCACGAGGCCUUUCUCGAUUACCAGCUCGAUGCUCUGCUUGCUCAACACUUCAAGAUGGCCCUUACUUUUGGCGCCGUGCUCUGGCUGCUCCAUCGCGGAUGGCAAACUCUCUGGAAACCGGUUCCCGAACUUAUCAAUAUUCUUGGUGUCGAUAUACCUGAACCUCCUGAUGUCAGCCUUGCUGGCAUUCGAUCCGACGCGGCUACUCUCAGUUGGACUCGCCCAACUAGCAAUCGGCCCGUGCAGAAAUAUGCGAUUCAGGUCAAUGGAGUACACGUGGGCGAUUCGCCAGGGAACGAGGUGGCUAUUACGGUGACCGGGCUGAAGCCCAACCACUAUUACAAUGUUCGUGUUGUUGCUGUUGGACCUAAUAACUUUCAAGCCGGUAGUGCUCUUCUACGACUGCGCACCUUUGGCAAAGAUGGGAGGCCGCUAUUGGGAAAUUCACGACUCCCUACCAACUUUACGGAUCCCGAACAACCCCGACUCAACCCUGGCGAGGAUGAAAGCGACGACUCUGACGAUGCUUUGUUUCCUAUGCCAACUGUGGAAGCUGCACCGGUCCUUAACGAUAGCUCGGCAAAUUCCCGCGAGCCCAAUGGGACUGUACCUGGGCAAAGGCGAAAUACAAUCAAUCGUCGCCACUCACCCUCCGUAGCGAGCUUAGAUCAGCCCCAUAUUAAACUUCCGAUUUUCGAUGGCCCUGAAAUGUCCUUGGACGAACUGAAUUGCAAAUUCGAAGGGAUUCGGAAAGAGAUUGAUGACACCCUGGCUCUUUAUGCCAAGGACGAGGCGGAUUCACAACAGCAAGAAGAGGAGCUGAGGGGGGAGAAAGAACGAAAGCGGCAAAUGUUGAAGGAAAAAGAAGAGCAAACGGCCCAGCUCAAGGCCAUGGUGAGAACUACCAUGGAGCAGAUGAGAGGAGCGGAAAAGGAUCGGGCAAAAAAGGAGCAGCAACUGCGAGAUAAGGAAACUAAGAAGUCCAAGGUGCGGGAUAAUGUCUCAAAACUUGACACUGAAACACUGCGCAUGAAGCGAGAUCGCGAAACCUUUGAGGCACAAAAGACAGCCUUGGCAGAGAAAAGGGAUUUAGAUGCGCGAAAACUGGACGAGAUAAAUGUGGAGCUUCUGGAUAAGUGCGCUGAACUGGAAGCGGAAUUAAAGGACAAAGGAAAGCAGCUACAAGAUCUCAAGGCAGCUCGAGAGGAGCUACCUGAUGCCCCUGACGAGCAGUGGAAAGAGGAAGAUUUCAGACUAAGGAGGGACUGGGAUGUCAGGAGGAAAGACCUGCAUGCGCGAUGGGCUGCAGAAUCCAAGGGGACGUAUGAGCUGGACCAACAGAUUCAUAUGCUGUCCAAGCAGUUAAGGAUGGAACAGUCCAAUCUGGAAUUUCUCAACCAGGGAGUUGCUUCAACCGUGGACUUUGAGAUGUCUCCGCCGCCUCGGCCUAGGCGUCUGAGCAACGCAAACAUGUCAUCGCCAAGUCCAGUUAUGCCCUCUGAGCCUGGAUACCCCCCUCCUGCCGGCUUUUCAAACGCUGGAUUCGGGCCAGCUCUUUUCAUGGACAUGACAGCGACUCACGGCCAAGGUGACCCCCAGACAGAAGCCGAGCUUAGGGAGGCAAAUGGCCCUCUGAGCCCAUCGGCGGCCCGCUCGUUUCUUCCCUCCAACAUAUUUGAUGAGAUGGAGGAACCCGAUCUCAAGCACGGAGAUACUUUCCUGCCCGAGUCCAUCUCCCAGGGAGAGGAUGAAGAUGUACAGUCACCAGCUUCCGCUAGUCCGCCCUUUAAUUUAUUUGCGAGCCCCCAUGGAUCGUCGCAAAAUCUGCCAUUUCCGCAAUACACGGAAAAUGAUGACAGGCAACCAUCUUUGACUUCGCCGGGCAUCAUUCAUUCAGCUACCUCUCCCCCGGCCACGGGACAUAGAUUGUCCAAUUUUUUGGCUGUCUUGCGUAACAGGGGUCCCAAGCCUGCGGACGACAUGGGCCCUGCGCUUGGCUCCCUAAAGCCAGGUCAGAGCCAAUCGUUCCCUCGGGGAACUGAUGAGCAGGAGGUGUUGGAAAACCGCCGCAAAAUCAACUUUUCUUCCUGGAUGAAUCGCAACUCGACUGGGCCAGACAACUUUACCGGAACACCCUUCGCGUCAAGCCGACCUUUCUCGGUGCGUCGCCUCAUUCCAUUCGGUAACAACUCAAGUGGGGUUUUCGGCGAAGGAGACGUCGACGGCUCCAGACCAGCAUCCAUUGCCUCCAUCGACUUGCCGAGGCCAUCAACUGACAGUGGUUCUAUAUGGGGUGUUCAGGGAGAGCAGGGAGGGCUACUUGGCACAAAAAAUCGACUGUGGUCUCCGGACAAUCGAUGGCCCUCCAGAAGCGGCUCCAGGCGUCCGUCCAUCCACGGAUCGCCAUCUAUCUUGACGACCACCCUAGCCUCCGCCGAAGAUGUCAUUUUGGACGAAGAUGAUCUACUUGACCCCCAGACCUCGCCUAGCCAGAUUGGAGUUAUUGGCUCUCGCCCGCCGACGGCACUAAAGUCUCUCAACCAACGUCUGAAUCCUGCAGCGCCAACUUUCUUUGGAUACCACCCCUCAGAAUCUGAUGCAGAUGGAUUUCAAAGUAGAGACGGAAGUAAGAAUAAGGCAAAGGGAAACAGGUCGAAGGGCAAGGAACCUGCGGCACCAGGCAUGGAGUUUUCUCAUUUCUUGGACGAUUCCCCCUCUGAUACACGCAAGUCUCGAGACGCUCGCUCCAUCCAUACGCAGAAUUCAGUUACUGAAUCUCACGAAUCGCUAGCGCUUGACGCAACCUUAUCCAACACGCCAUCCGACCUCCAAUCCAACGCUGAAUCGGCCCCAAAAGAUGCAGAUAAUGUCGUCAUGAAGCUGUUCCGUAAGGGCAGCUCCAGCAAGUUUGGCCUGUCAAAUAGACUUGGCAAGGACUCUGGACUGUUUAAAAAGGGGCCCGGCAGCGCUACUCAUUCGGAUAGAAAUGCGUCCGUUGACCAUCGCUCUAGUAUCGGCGAUAUUGACGAUCUAGGCGAAGAUGCUUCUCAGCUCGGUCGUAGUUAUGACAGCGUGGGGAGCAGUCCUUCUCUAGGCCCUGCCAAAUCUAGGGAUUCUAAGGAGAGUCGCAUUAGCGGAUGGCGUUUUAUGAAAAAGAAGGGCAAAGAUUCUGCUUCCAAGGAAAAAGAAGGCGCUGAAGCCGAUCGGAAUCACGAGGAAGAAUAA
Molecule: messenger RNA, 3393 nt
Organism: Trichoderma gamsii
Lineage: Eukaryota; Fungi; Ascomycota; Sordariomycetes; Hypocreales; Hypocreaceae
Exons: 3
Coding region: 1-3393 (1130 amino acids)
Molecular function (GO): protein binding
Source: RefSeq, a predicted model, not a curated record